This is a messenger RNA of Daktulosphaira vitifoliae (grape phylloxera), 642 nucleotides long. RefSeq names its product ubiquitin-related modifier 1 (gene Urm1). Gene Ontology annotation, molecular function: protein tag activity. The record is from RefSeq and is a predicted model, not a curated record. The transcript has a single exon. Bases 295 to 612 code for a protein of 105 amino acids. NCBI's taxonomy places the organism in Eukaryota, Metazoa, Arthropoda, Insecta, Hemiptera, Phylloxeridae. Gene Ontology annotation, cellular component: nucleus; cytoplasm. Gene Ontology annotation, biological process: tRNA thio-modification; protein urmylation.
CAUUUUUAUUUUGAUAAGUAAUUACGAUAGUUAAUAGCCGAGUAUUGAGUUUUAACAGUUCACUUUUUAUUAUCUGUGAACAUUUAAAGUAGCGUAUUAUUUAAAGAUUCGAAAUGAAUUAGUUUAUUUUGAACACAAAAUAUAACAGAUUUCAAAAGCGUUUCACUUUAUGCUCUAUAAUAGUUUAUUUUUUAAAAAUUUAAGUUUUCUCGAAAAUUUAGUAAGGAUUCAUCUAGAGUACUUUAAUAUUUGAGUUAUUUUAAAUAGUUUACAUUAUUAAUUUAUUUUUGCAUUAUGGCCAAUACAGAAAAUAAUCUUAAUAUUACUGUUGAGUUUACUAGUGGUCUACAAACACUUUUUAAUAAUGUGAAGAAACAUAACGUCAUAUUACCAAUAAAGGAACAUUGGACACUAGGAUCAUUAUUAUUUUGGAUAAAAGACAACUUAUUGGCAGAUAAAGAAAAAUGCAAUUUAUUUAUCAAGGGAAAUACUGUGAGACCAGGCAUAAUUGUAGCAAUAAAUGAUCAAGAUUGGGAACUCUUGGGAAAUUUGGAUUAUCAAAUUAAGACUAAUGAUAAUAUUACAUUUAUUUCUACAUUGCAUGGUGGAUAGAAAAUAAAAUAAAAAUUAUUAUUUAAAAUU